AUGCGAGAGCUUGAUGCAAGUGGCACAGCAUUGGCGGGUGGUUCAGAAGUUCUUCAGCUUAUCCGCAAUGACCUUCCAUGGGAAGGUUCUGUGGUGGAAGGACCCUUCUUGAUAAAGCGUGGGCACUACUACUACCUGUUUUACUCGGGCGAGUGCUACGCGAACCACCGUUACUGCGUGGGCGUUGCACGGUCUGAGCAGGUCACUGGGCCUUACGAGAAAGCCGCUGCCCCGAUUCUCUCCAGCGGUCGCGGCUUCGCCGGGCCGGGGCACUGCGUUGUGGUCACUGACUUGGGUGGCGAUGCUACAGGGCUCGAAGAUCAGAUAGACAUGAAGCCAUCAUGA
This is a messenger RNA of Symbiodinium pilosum, 345 nucleotides long. The record is from the annotation of a GenBank genome assembly. NCBI's taxonomy places the organism in Eukaryota, Dinophyceae, Suessiales, Symbiodiniaceae.